CCUGGCUAGACUAGUGAGGAUGGUUAGAAAGAUAAAGGCGCCUUUAUAUAUUGGCAGAUGAAGGUGGAUGGAAGACUCUUUAGCCCUCUUGCUUUCUACCAAUGGUCUGUGCAAGAGGGACGAAAUAGUAUGUUAUCUUUUCAUAUUUAAGCUAGAGAGGAUCAUCCGUGGUAGAGACUUCAGGAAAAAAUCUUCUGCAAAUGACUUAAGAUCCUAUCACAUAUCCCUCUUGGAAGACCUCAUAUUCCUCUGAGACAUGGACAAUGUCCAAAUCUGCCAUAACCCUCUUUGCCGCGUUUUAGUGGAGAAUGUUGAGUGGUGAGAACUAUGUAUGGCCCAGUUUGCGUGGAAGGACAAUGGAGGAGCCAAUACAACGACGAGCUAUAAAAGAUGUUCGACGACCUCACAGCGCAGCGUAUCAAGCCUAGAACCCAUAGUAACUUAUUACCUUAAAAGCACAGCGUAGGUAAAGAUCAACGAAAACAUCCAGCUACGUUCUUUGGCAACAAUAGUUGAAACCUUUUUUCUUUUCACAAAACACUGAAAGUUGAUUGGCAUUGGCAUGUAAUGGUGUUUGGCACACUCCAAUACAAUGUGUAAAUUGCACCUCAUGUCAAUAACUUUUAAUUUGGUGAAAAAAACAUCUUUUGAGCAUAAAUAAAAUCAUCUUCGACCAUGGCAAGUCAGAUUCGUUUGAACUGGCAGGAUAGGACUAUAGGACCCUUCUUACUUUAAUCAAGUUAUCAUUUAAAGAGUUUAGUUAUGUUCCCCUACCCAAGGUAAGGCUUCUAAACUACAACGUUUCCUGUAAGGGAGAUGGGUUUCUAUCACCGCCCGGGACGAUCUAGUGACGAAUCGUCCGCUUCGAAACAGUAUACACCUCAAUUGUGCCUUUUUCAACAAAACCAUGAUCCUCCUUAACGACGCAAAACUAAACCUACUACAGGCCUAAUUUUAAGUGGCAAGAUGGCAUGGAGGCUUCCGCCAUUAAGGCCAGAAUAACGGAUUGGUAGACGAAGGCGCGAGACCGUGUGCGGUUUUAUAUAUUCCUGCAGCAGGCCAAGACCACAACGCCGGAUAAGUAUUCGUUGGUAGGCGGCUCUCUUGUGUAUCUGAAUUUAACCUGAGGGCCAAGCAGGCGGCAAUGAGCCAAGGAAUGCUAAUAAACGAAGCAAAUGCCAAAUUGGUGCUACUAAAAAAAUAUGAUCUACGAUCUACUAAAAAAAUAUGCAAUCUACGGUAACGUACGUAUAGGUGAUUGCAUUCUUGAAAUGGUCCAGGAACUUUGCCUGUUCCUGGCCAAUAGCUUCUAAAAUUAAUCUCCAAAGUAAUGCGGAAGUUGAGUUGGGCUGGUUGCCGAUAAUAGCGAACCAUUCAAUCUCAAAGAAUCUUUCCCAGCUUCAGCGAAUCGUAAUUGAUCGUACUUUUAUACCAGCAGUACUCUUAAAGACUACCUAUGUUCCUCUUCCUAUGUUGAUCGAUCUUAAAUUUGAAUUCCCACACUCAAAGGCUUACUUUCUCUUCUACAGAAAUUCGAUUAUCUAAAGUCAUAUGUUUUUACCGUCAUAUGCUAUCCAUAAGGACUGUCCAAGCUAUCCAUAAGGACAAGUGAAAAUUGUCCAAGCGUCUUUUUGGUGAGAUAUAAUGCAAUCUUCACGAAAGCAACGAAUGUCAAAAACAUCCGCUGGUUUCUCCCCCUAUAUGUUUUAAGCUUAUUUCUCUUUUCUUUCGACGUACCACUAUGCGCCCAGAACGUUCUUAUCACACAUCAUAAGCUACCAAUGGGUGCAGCAAUGUGGUUCAACGUCUUAACUCGGUUAGUUUAUAAGAAGCCGCUGCCCUAGCAGCCCUGUGCGGAGCGAGCAAUUUAUUUUCUAAAGAUUGCCAUUGUAUUUGGAGAAAAAACCGUUGCUUUUAUCUUAGUUGUUCGUGCAUUGGGAUUCUUUUCGAGUUAAAUGAGUCCGUUAAGUGUUACCGUGCAGGGUGUUGUCCUCCUGUUAGUGCUUGUUAUUGAGUGCCACGCCGACACGACACGGUACAAUGUUAGCUUUGAUGAAUUGCACAGAUGCAAGCAGCACAACGCUAUCAAUGGGUACAACUAUCGGGCGUUCUUCAAGCUGCACGAGCUAGACCAUCAUAAUCCAGCUAACGCUGAUCUGAUCGUCGAUCUGCUGGUGUACGUGCUGGCUGCCCGCGACGGUCACAUCCUGCUAUCGGAACAGAACAAAACGGCACCGACUGCAUUGGAAAUAGUGCUCGGCGGCGGUGGCAACACAUUUUCACAGAUACGCUUCGGACAGAAGGGUUCGCCGUUGCGCACGAAGGCGAGUGCUGGACUGCUGUCACCGAUUGAUCCACUUCCGGUGCGGGUACGUAUCAACACCGAAGGACAGGUCAGGGUGUAUGCAGGCAAUCUUACCGGUGAACCGUUCAUGGAAACGAUGAUGCCCAAGAAGAACGCCAGCGAGCUGAGAUACGUCAGCUUUACCACGUGGGGCACGGCAUUAGCGAAAUGGUUCUACGAUUGUCCACUGCCGGCGAAUAGUACCAACGGUACGGCGUUGAUCGACGGGAACGAGCUGGAGCAAGAGUUCGAUGGUAAGCAGCGGUUGUUGGACCAUCUGCUGGGUGUCCCACGGUGGAUCGACCCACCGGUGAACUUUAGCGGGGUGCAGAUAUCCCAAAUGUACAUACAGGGGUUCGUUUACGAUCAGACGACUAAUCUGGUGGAGCUGUCGGGUGCGAUGGGGCUGUCCUGGAAGGAUCCCAGGUACCGCUGGAACGCAUCCGACUUCGACAAUACGACUGUCGUUGGUGACGUUUGCCACCUGAUAUGGACACCAUCGUUUCAGUCGGCUAGUCUGUUCACCGGAACAUUCUCGCUGUGUUACCUCUCGAACGAAGGUACGGUAAUAGUGGAGAUGGAUGAGUUCUCGUGGGCGAAUUUCUGUACGCUUUCGGACAGCUACCGGUGGCCGUACGAUACCAACGCGUGCCAUCUACAACUGCUGACGGCCAGUCACGAACGUCACGUACCUAUGCAUUUAGCCAUUAGAUCGGUGCAAUUUGACCCAGAGUAUGAGCAAUCGGAAUGGUCGGUAAAGACUAUCGGCAAACAUGAGUACGAGCAAACCGUUACCCCAUAUGGACAGCAACCAAUGCUCCAGCUACACAUUGAAAUGAUGCGGAAAAGUGAUAUACAUUCGGUUUCGAUUUAUCCGUCAUAUUUCGUUGCUAACUUGCUGAUCUCUAUUUCCUUCCUCUCUGAUGGACGAUCGCGACUGUUGCUAAACUCGCUUGGGCUAAUCGUGCUACUAAACACAUUUUUAAGCCUUUCCGUCAUUGUGCCUCGUGCUGGAGUGCCGAAAAUAUACCUCUUCUUCGAGUGGUCGCUCGUUUUCUACACAAUCUCGUCGAUAUUUUUUGCGAUAGAAUUGUGGUUGAAACGAACACGCACCAACAUACCACCCGGUUCCUGGAUCGGACGAGUGAUCAGCUUUCCGGCACUUCGAUUUGCACUUGCGAUGGACCAACGGAGUAACUACAACACGCUGGAGCACAAAAAUGUUCGAUGGGACGAAGUUACGUGCAUUCUGAACCGAAUUAUGAUGCUCGUUGUGGUGAUCGUGUUUGCUAUCGGAUUUAGUAAACCAUGAAGCAUGAUGUAGGGACGGUCAAUUGUAUUCUCUCUUGCCAUCGUACUCGCUAUACGGUUCAAAGAAUGAUAUUCUAGACACUGAUUUUCAAAGCAUCAACUUCACAUCAUUGCCGCAGUUGCCAUAAAACGUUCAGUGAUCUACGAUCGGCAAUUGAUGGAUUAGAAGGAAUGCGUAGCAAACAAUUGUAGAAUAAAUAGAGCAAACUUUUAUUUAAAACUUCA
Molecule: messenger RNA, 3880 nt
Organism: Anopheles coluzzii
Lineage: Eukaryota; Metazoa; Arthropoda; Insecta; Diptera; Culicidae
Gene: NtR
Product: neuronal acetylcholine receptor subunit alpha-2
Exons: 7
Coding region: 1956-3656 (566 amino acids)
Biological process (GO): monoatomic ion transport
Cellular component (GO): membrane
Molecular function (GO): extracellular ligand-gated monoatomic ion channel activity
Source: RefSeq, a predicted model, not a curated record